This is a messenger RNA of Peniophora sp. CBMAI 1063, 1935 nucleotides long. NCBI's taxonomy places the organism in Eukaryota, Fungi, Basidiomycota, Agaricomycetes, Russulales, Peniophoraceae. The record is from the annotation of a GenBank genome assembly.
AUGGCAUCGCCAAUUCAUACCCGUAGUGGUACGGCGUACGCGGCAAAAGUGGUAGCGGGCUCGCACCACUCGACGCCAGCUAGACGCCCAGACGAAUCGGCCACUCCCUUUGCUACUCCUGCCUCUACACCAUCUCGCAUCCCUGUUCUCGGUACCCAGCCCAAUACCCAACCCACUGCAUCUUACAGCCAAAAUAAUUCUACUAACCCUACUAAUUCCUCCACGGGGGGAGCAGGCGCGUCCCCAGCGCCAGCUCACCCGACGAGCGGAACCGGCCCAGAAGGAUCCCCGGAACCGGAGCCGACAAGAUCACCGGCACCGGACCUGUCGGCCGCGGCGAACGCACCACAUCGGAAGGCGUCUAUGGCGAAUCGCCAAGUCCAACGGGCAUGCAAGUAUCUGGCCGACAGCAAACUCAUGCAGGGCGACGAAGCCGCGAUGACAUUGGAAUCGCUGGCUAUGGCGCUCCUCCUCAUGGGAAAGCGCGAGUCGAAGAACCUCCAGGUCAACUUCGUCAAGAAGGUAGUCACGACGAUCGGCGACAUGGUCUUGUUACACUGUGCGGACCUCAAGACGGAGGCGCGGGAGACGGCGGAGCGACACGAGCACCAGGUCAUGGAGAAGCUGGCGGAGGAUAAACGCUGGAUGGAAGGGAAGUUUGACGAAAUCAAGGAGAUUGCCAGCGGCAUAUCGCCGUCGGAGCUGGCACAGGCGCGCACCGCGACGGCAGGCAACAUACCCACAUACCAGCGGUUCUUCGGCAUCAACAACAGUAUCUCCAAUGUGGUGCCACCUCCCCCUCCACCUCCUACGAACCCGCGCGACAAGAAAGCACGCAACGCCGAGUACACGCGCGCGCGGCAAGUCCUCUUCGCACCAUGCAUUUCGGAGGUACCGGAAGGAGUUGAAGUACUCCCACCGACGUGCGCCGACGCCGCAAUCGCCGACCGCUUCCGCACAGCUAUCCGAGAGAGCGACCUGGAGAAACAAGCCGGCUGCGCGCUUCUACCGCUCACGGUACGGCGGGUCAACAAAGACAUACUCGUUCAUUUCCCGACCCCCGGUGCUGCCAACUGGAUCCGAUCGGCCGAAGGGAGCGACGCGCUCGAGCACCACCUCCGCUACCACAUCACGGCGGUCGACCGCAAAUACAAGGUCGUGGCACACAUCGUUCCCACCAUCUUCACGGCGAACAACGCGGAAGCUCUACGGGAGAUCGAAGCGACGAAUGAACUGCCCGCGAUGUGUAUCGAACGCGCGCAGUACAUCAAGCCCGAAGCCCUGCGGAACGAGGGACAACGACACGCCAAUGUAAUGCUUACGCUCAACAACCCAUAUGCCGCCAACUCGACCAUCCUGGACGGAAUCGAGAUAUGUGGGAUGCGGGUCCAAUGUUGGCGCCAGAAGUAUGAGCCGCCGCGUUGCGUGAAAUGCCAGUACCAUGGACACAUCCUCAGGUCGUGCCACCAGACUGAAGAUACCUGCGGUAUCUGCGGUGAGGAGCAUCGUACGAGGGACUGCCCGCGCGAGGGUAGGCUAUGGUGUGUGUCAUGCAAGACCAACAGCCACUCCAGCCGCAACAGGAAAUGCCCAUCAUUCCUACGUCGGUGCGUCAUCUACGACACGCGCCACCCGGAGAACUGCAGGGUCUUCUUCCCGACGGAGGAGGCCUGGACGCUGGAGGCUAUGAUUGAGCCAGGCGCAUCCUUCGCCACGUACCGCCACUACCAGUUCCACCGGCGUGCUCCUGCUCCUGCCUCGUCACCCAAGAGGCCCGCGGCCACGCUCGGACAAGCAUCGGUCGUCCCUGGCCGCUCCACCGGCAACCAGCAGACGCGCCGUCAGUCUGCGGCUCAGACUCUCGACGACGACGCCCUCUGGAAGCAGGUGGACGACAUUGCUAUGGUAAACAACCAGGUCGCCUACUCACACUAA